GUGUCUAAGUCUGCCUUAUUUAGGGGAGAGUGAGGUAAGAUGAGCCAUUUUUCAUAUUUCAGAUCACUACAUAAAAGCAAUCAUAGUUUUGUCUCUAACUAGUGAAUCUGCAUAUAUUUUCAAGAUGUUGUGAAAUCUCAUAUGGGGUUUAGGGGUUCGGGAUUGAGUGAUUCAUUUCGGACACAGCCAUAGAUACCACAAUUGAUGUAUAAAACAGAUUUAAAAUGAUUUUUUUUUUGGUCUGAACACAAUUCUAAUAAAACUUAUGACAGACUAAAUUCACUUUCAAGAGUGAAAAAUGUUUUUUUGGGAGAUAAAUGUCUAACCCCUUCACCCAUGUGCUUCUAACCUUCACAGACUCCAUGAAUUGAUGCCCAUCUCCUAAAUAUUUGGUCACAUGAUCAGUUUCUUUUACAAUUUUCAAGCAACAGGGGGUGACUCAACUUACCCCACUCUCCCCUACUGUUUUAAAAAAUAACUAUUGUUUUCAUUCAUUUAUUCAUUUUGUUUUGUAUAUUUAUAUUUAUUGCGCAGUUAUGGGGGUCAAUAUAACCCCGUGACAUAUCUAAAAUCCCAAAGAGAGUGGCCAUUAGUAACCUCUAAUUUUUAUUAUUUCAGAUGGUACCUCAAAUGAAUACUUGAAAGGAUUAAAAAUCCAAUUUGGGAUCAAUAUAAACCCACUACAGACACCAUUAGCUCCCUGUGGGAAUAUUACCACGGAUCUUUUCUCUCUUUUUUUUCUGGGUACCAUUAUGAUGAUAGAGCUGGACCAUGACAAUGCGCGCCGUGUGAGUCUGACGUAGGCAGUCGGAGGAGAAAAACACAGACGACCCUCAAACACUUGGAGAGUGAGGAGGGGAAAGAGGGGGCGAACGAACGACUCAUAUUCAUUUAUUUAUUUAUAUAUAAGAGAAGAAACAGCGGACGGUCGUUUUCACCGGAGCUCAACACAGACGGUGUCGGGAGCAUGCUGCACAAUAGAGCAUCUCUCACACCGUGUUUAAUUGCGGAUUAGAGGAAAGGGGGAGGAGGAGGAAAGAGAGGGAGGAGGAGGGGGCACAACAAGGAAGGCAAGGAGACGCUCUUUUAUUAUUAGGAGAAAAAGCGGAGAGGAGGGGGGAGAGAGACUGAGACAGCGCGAGCGAGCCCGGAGACGGCACAGACCGUGGCGGGAGGGAACGGAUAGAGGAGGACACCGACACUGACAGUCGGCAGCGUCGCUCGGAUGCUGUUGUUGUUGUUGCUCCGGACGCGGCGACGAUGCGGCCACACUGCUGGGUGAUGGUAGCGCUGGCGGGGAUCAUGUCGUACCUGAGCCCGGAGAGAGCGCUCGGGGCCCCGCAGAGGGAAGGUGAGCGGAGUCGGAGGGGGUGAUGGAGGAGGAGGAGGGGAGGGGGGUGUUAAAACCUGUCAGUGAUGCUGGAGAAAGGAGUCAAGAGGGGGGGAUGUAGUCAGUUAUGAAAAGGCCUCUCUAUACAUUGGGGGGUGAUACUGUAUUAUUAGCCAGUGUGGCUGAGGCAUAAUGCGAAUGAUCACUGCCGUAGCCUACGUGGCUGACUUAAUGAAAACAGGAGCGAGGCUGAUUUUGAGAUGGGUAGGGUACCAUAUUUGCAUACCGUGAUGAAAAUAUUUGGGGGUGUCUCGGUCUCGGGCCUCCUCACAUCGAUGGCAUUUAAAACAGCAACUACUGUUUGGAUAGCAGGCAAAAAUCGUCGACCAUUUAGUCUAUAAAUAGCCUCUGCUGGUCAUUGGUGAUGAUUUAGCCUAUUAACCACUGCUGGCAUCCUUAUAUUUCUCCAUCUGAAUAUACCUUCUCAUACCCCCAAGAUCUGGCAGAGUGUUGUGUUUGUGCAGUCAUUGUAUUGUGGUGUAUUGUUUUGAUAAGAGCUGCUGGCACCAUAGCUGGUGGAAAAGGCCUUGUGUUAGCUUCCUAUUUAUAUGCAGUGUCUGUCUGGACAUCUGUCUAGGGAAAGAUGAAAGAAUAGCACUGCACAGGAAUUGUCUAUCAAGACUGGAGUUGUAUGAUUGGGAGCAUGUUUAGGGGGGCUCGCUCCCAAAAAGGUCAUUUAGUUUUCUCAUUUAGUCCCUGUGUUGCAUGUGCUGUGAUUGGAAUCAAGAAUUAGCUUUUGUCUUCUGUUUUAUGAGCAACAACUAAUGUAAUACUGACUAUCUAGAUAUAUUGCAACUCAGAGUACUAGUUAAAGUGGACCCUCCUGGCAUAAACCCUAAGCUGUGUUUACGUCCUAACUUACAUUUGUUGAGCAUAUGAAUCCAGUGAAACACUUGAUAAAUCCAAGAAAAACAAAGCUAUGACAAUGCUAUCAAAACAAGGCUGGUAUAUUUACCUUGUAAAUAAAACAAGCAUCAUCUCAUGUCUUUAGCAGAAUGAUGAUUCUCUUUUUGAAAUAUUCACAAAGUCAGUAAAUUAUUAAAUGCACUUUGGGAUUCAUGUAUGCAGUGUUUAUAAUAUCAUGACCUUAUGAAUGAAUGUAUUUUUGGAUCUGUGCGAGGAUGCAGAAAGAAAUUGAGAUAUUUUAAGACGCGACAGACUUAGAAACAAAAAGCCAAGUCAUAAAUUUAAUGGCAGUCUCACAGUUGAUAUUCAUAUAGCUCAUUUUAUUUUGAUAUUCUCCUUACCCAUGGAUUGUUAUUAUUUCAUAUGUUUACAGUUAUUUGACACAUAUUUAAAAAAAUAAGUGCCCUGUCGUAUAAUUUCAAUUCAUGCUUCCUUGUGAUUUUUUAGUAGCUAUAAAGGCAAAUGGUGAAAUCCUUGCUAACUAUCUCGCUCAUGUUACAACAUCUACCUUUGUUCAUCUUUAGAAACAACAGGCUGAAUCAUGUGUUCCCAGGCAUUGUUUAAAUAUUAAUGUUUAUAUUUGAGAUAAAAGUCCUGCACCCUUUCAACCCAUCGACUGUGUUUUUGAGGUAUCACUACUGCUCUUUCCUGUAACUCUUAUGUCAUGAGUGAUGUAAUGUUUUGGCUUCAGUAUUGAGAUAGCUAGUACCUGAAGGGUAUUUAACCACCCUGCCCUGCCCCUUUUCUUUUCUACAGAUGGUUCACUUCCCACAAUCGACUACUUUGAGGUACAAAAAUCAAAUGACCCGAUCCUUCCCUCUUUCACCUGAGUAGUCAACCUUCCUGAUUUAAGUAAUUCUUUCCAACCCCUCCUGAGUCGCGCUCCUUUUUUUACCCAAGUGACACUCCAGCCACCCCUUCCUGCUUCUUAACUGUGUUUCCUGAGUGGAAUGCCGUUUCUGAUACUUCCCCUUUCCCUAUGCUUUCUUCCUUACUGGAAUGGUCUAUUAUCCCACUUUUAAUAUUGAUUCCAGUCUCUAUCUUAUUUAGUUGUACAAAUGUUUUUUUUCAAAUUUAAAUUCAACUUAGUUUCUUUCCUGCUUUGCCCCUAAACCUCCUGAUGCAAGCUGUCCAUUGGGGUUCUCCACUGUGACCCAAACCUGCCGCUAAGAAAACGCUCCAAUGGUUUCCCUCUAAACAAUCCACCUAUGUAACAAGAUUUUACACUUUUCCAAUUCAAUGAAUUCUCUUCUCUCUCUCACUGACUCAAACCUAAUAUUGUGCCAUCCUCAUAUUAGCACUAAUACCCUGAAUUUCCCUCUUCAAUUUUUCCUCCUUUGUAUAUAUCUCCCUGUCUUCCUCUCAGUAUCUCAGACCAGGGCUGCUUCCCUCUCUCCUCCACCUUACGUUGUCAUCCUCAUCUCUUGCUCGGGGCUCGUCUCUUUUGUUCUGCUGCUCCUGACCUGCCUGUGCUGUAAGAGAGGAGGAGUGGGGUUCAAUGUAAGUCUUCCACAUGUAAGAGAUUUAUUCACCUCUCUCUGCUUUCUUUGAGUUUUCACACUUAACUUUUGCAUGUUGGUACGCUUAAAAAAGUAAGCAUGCUUCGAAAAACUGUAUGGAAAUGGAAGAAAGAAGUCAAUAAUUCAGAUGUAAUGAAGUAGAAAUGGUCAAUAAUCAUGUGUCAGACUGAUCUCUCAGACUAAGCGCGUGUCUUUUGACCUGAUUGUAUUGCUGUGUGGUGUGCAGACAGGGUAUCAUUAGUUCAGAGUGGCUGCUUUCUCAUUGUCUGUCUUGAUAGUUAAAGCUUAAUGUUAACCCUGUUAUUAAGAAAAAAGCACAGUUUCAAUUUCUGUUUAUGCCAGCUUUGUGAUUUUUCUGUGUUGUUUGGCUGAACCAGGAGUUUGACAAUGCAGACGGAGAGGAGUGCUCUGGGGGUUCCAGUCCCAUCCAGGAGGACAGCCUGUCAUCAUGUCCAUCCCUCCCUGAGGUCUACACCCUGCCAGUCAGAGACAGGUCCAACUGCCCCGCCCUGCAGGAUGGAGCAGGUAACAACCCCAAAUGCCUCCUCCUUUGCUUGACUCUUGUUUAAGCCCAAAUCCCUCUGAGGAGGGGCUGAAUUUCUGUUCUGCACUGACCCUGCUUAUGGUCUGUUGCCUGAGUCGCUGAUGCGGAUCCAUCGAAGGUCUCAAACUGGAUGUAUAACCAGAUGCGGAAUGUCAAUGGAGUGGAAACUAUGAUCUGAGGAAAUUCUAUGACUGGUCUUCUUACAAGCAGAAAAAGCAUGAAAUUUGAUGACAGACAAGGAUGAUAUCAGCACAGCUUUGGAAUGCAGUAGAUGCAGUUAUGUCCAAAAAAGGGUAUUGUGUCAUUUAUCAAAGCCCCUCUUCACUCUCGGAUGCAUUUGACCUGAUUAAGAUAUUUGGUCUUCAUUGUGGAGGGUAAUUUAUGUGUUUAGUUUGACACCAGGAGUCUAGUUACAAUGUGUAAAUCCUCUAGUGAAUAAUUUAAAAGAACAAAACACAUGAAGAUGAGUAUUUGUACAUGUGGGUUAAUGAUUACCAGCGACUGUUUCCUCACAAGAAUCACCUUUUCUAACCAAAAGUUAAACAUUAAAUGUUUCUUUUUAUUCUUUAUCCAUCAACACAAGUUUCUGAGGUUAAACUAUCAUCUGCAUUUGCUCAUGUUUAUUAGCAAAGUCUACAACUCCCACCAUGAGAGUAAAUCCUCAUAAUCACCAGGCUAUGACUUUUAUUGUUGUUUUGAUUUAGAGACCCUCAACCGCAAACGUUCAUUAAAGCUUUAAAGAGGUGUGAUUACAAACGCUUUAUUUUAUAUCUUUUGAGGGUCAUGUACAGACCAAUAUGAAGUUUGAACAAAUGAGGUGCUGAGAUGCGAAAUUUCCACGUUUCCACUAAAAUAAACUCCACAGCAAAAAGUGAUGCCAUGUCUCUUCCAGUUAAACUUUAGUAUAAUCUACAUCUUCUUCUGAUUUCUUAUGAAGACUAUGCUGAUGAUAUGUUUGCUCACAGUCAUUAGACGUUUAGAUGUUCCUGAUUCAAAGAGAACUUUUAUGUCUUGAAGUAUGUUUAGGGCUGCUCUUUAAUGUAUGCUGAUGGCAGUGGCUUUUUGUUUUGUACCACCAAUGAGCUGCAAAUGAUGGUUUUUCUAAAAGGGACUUUUUGUUCCUGUUGAGAUAUGAUGUCAUUCUUAAAAAUGCUGAUGUGUGACUGACCCUGAUGUUAUUUUUCUCCUUUGCUACAGACUCCAAGUCUCAGUGCUUCAAAAGACACACUUUAAACUACCUUCAGGAGAUAGGAAAUGGCUGGUUUGGAAAGGUAGGAUGAACGCCUCUUAUAUUCAAGUAUCAUUGUGUUUUCAUAUAAAAUACAUCCGAAAACAUAUAUCCUCUGUUAUGUUUUUUACUGGCUAGCAACCAGAUCAGGAGUCCUCACUCAAAAUAGUUCUCUUACUGUCUCCCUCUCGAGCACUCCUCCAUAACAUUGUCCAUCGAUCUCUUCCAGGUGAUCCUGGCUGAAGUGCUGUGUGACUGCAGCUCCUCACAGGCUGUAGUGAAGGAGCUGCGCGUCAGUGCCAGCCCCUUGGAGCAGAGGAAGUUCUUGGCCGAGUCUGAGCCAUACAGGUGAGGGAAUUACUGAGACUGUAGCAGCCAUUUUGGUGCUAAAUGCAACGCUAUAGUUUUACAGGGAGCGCAAUUAUGUCACCUGUUAUUCUGUUUAAAGGUUAAAUUCAAAAUGCUGUACUUAUCUAUUACAUUUAGGUAAACAUGGGCUUUCAGGAACAUAGAAACUUCAUGACUCUUAUGAAAAAACAUAAAUGUAGUGUAAGAGUAGCAAAAGUAGUGAAGUGAUUCCUGUCACUGGAACGAUUUUCGUGAGUCUGUUAGCUGGCAUUAGCUCAGUGUUAAACCAAGAAAAGUCUUUUGAUAUUUCAUUCUCAGUGUAAGCCAAUUAAAGCUGGCCUUCAUCAACAUGAAGUACUAGACAUGUUGGUCCAAAAACACCUUAAACGGAGAGAGAACGAUUAUUAUUUUGUGUCCACCCUUAGCUAACAUUAGCCAUAAUGGUAGCAAAGAGCUAACCGUAUUGAGUAUGACGCAGUGUUUAGUUUUAAGAUGACAAAGGUAGCCUACAUGAAAAUCUUUUAAGUCGCAACUUCAUGAACUUGUUUACUGUCUGCAGUCACUGGAAAAGCAAACUUUCAUGUUUUCUUGGACUGGUAUUUUUAUGUUGGGUAUAUGGGAACAACCUGGUUUUUACAGUGACAGCUGAACCGAUGUGUUAUCUGUGCUUGACUCUGAAUCUGAGUUAUGUUUUGGCUGUCCUCUCUCUUUAACACACACACACACACACACACACACACACACACACACACACACACACACACACACACACACACACACACACACACACACACACUUACUCAGAGGAAGCUUUCAAGGACAGGGUUGUCUGUUUCUUUCUCUACUCCUUUCUUUGGGCAAAAUCUAUCUCAACCAGAAACAAAGGCUGCCUUUCUUCUCUUUUACACUUUUACAAACCUAAACACCUAAAUAGUCAUUUUAAAACAACAUUUUUGUGCAUUUUACGUCUCCUGAUUUUUAUGCUCUUUCUGUUGCACGAACCCUUCCCUUGUCACGCUCAGUUUGUGUCAGCUGAAAACACAUUUCAUACGCUCGAUGAAAAGCAAAAGCACUGAUAUGCUUCAUUUCAUUUGUCCAACUUUAUGUCACACUUAACUUAGCUUUGUUGCUGGGAUAUGCAUGAGUGCUUCCUCGUCUUUAUCCCAUUUUACCCAUGAAGUCUUAUUGACUACUGGCAAGACCAAAAUUUUCACUAAUUCACUUUUCUGUCCAAAUCUUUUUUCUGUGUUUUCUUCCUCUUCUUUCCAGGAGUCUUAAACAUCCCAACAUCCUUCAGUGUUUGGGGCAGUGCAGUGAGAGCAUCCCCUUCCUCCUGGUUAUGGAGUUCUGUCAGCUGGUGAGUGUAAAUCAGCCAUAUUUAGACACUCGACAGAAGUAAAUUACAAGUACUGGGUUGUAGCUAUAUUCUAGAAAAGCCAUGGAUGUUCCAGGGUCACUGAAAUUGGUUUUACAUCCCUUCAAUCAGUUUGUUUUCCUUUGCUAAGCUGGCUUAAUCACUGACUGAUUGAGAAAUCAGUGCAAGUCGACUCUCAGGCCAAACAAAGACACAAGCAGAUCAAUUACAGCAACACAUUGAGGGAAGCCAAACAACACUGGGGACCUCACAGACUGCUAUCACCCUUGUUGAUAAAGUCUCCUAUUGUCCCUUCCCUCUCAGAUGAUUCUCAACCCCCUUAAAUAGGCUCCAUUUUAUUUCCUUGCCCUUCUCGAGGCAUAAAUGACGAAUAAAGGCUGCCAGCUCAUUACCAAUUCCCUGGGUGCUUUUGAGCCCUGAGAUGGAAAACACCUCAAAGGAGACAAAUUUACUGCAGAAGUCACCAAAAUCCCCUUUGCCUAUAGGAUGUAUCCUGUAAGUUUUGUUCCUCUUUUAGCAGAGAAGCACAAGAACUUAAGUCAACCUGGCACUAACUCAACCUCUCUCCGUGUCCGUGUGCCAGUAACUGCAUACAUUUUGUCUUUAUCGUACAACUAGGGUGACCUGAAGAGGUAUCUGAGAGCCCAGCGCAAGGCAGACGGGAUGACCCCUGACCUGCCGAUUCGAGACCUCCUGACUCUUCAGAGAAUGGCUUUUGAGAUCACCUCUGGUCUGCUCCAUCUUCAUGAGAACAACUACAUCCACAGGUCAGUCAUGGCUUUCUUAUGGAUUUAAGUGUUAGAAACAAGAUUGUACCCCGAGUUGAUAUAUGUCUUUGUACUGUGGCUGUAUUUCUGAGGUUGUGCUCUGCUCCCUACAGUGAUCUUGCUUUAAGAAACUGCCUGCUGACCUCAGACCUCACUGUCAGGAUAGGUGACUACGGCCUCUCACACAACCAUUACAAGGUUUGUGGAUCUUACUUCAACCCUUCUUUUUAAUCUGAGGAACCAUAACCCUUCCUAAUUUGAGUUCUUGAGCAAUGAAAUAAUCUCAAUUUACCCUAUGUGUGUUUUCGUCAAGGAGGACUAUUACCUUACUCCAGACAAGCUUUGGAUCCCACUGCGCUGGAUUGCUCCGGAGCUGCUGGAGGAGUACAGAGGAUCUCUGAUUGUUACAGACCAAACAAAAACCAGCAAUGUGUGGUAUGUUUUUGUGCGAUCACAGUUGUUUGUGUACCGUGCUGGUGGAAAAAGUAGCUUUUAAACGAAUCAGUGUGGUUACAGUCUUCGUGUCCUGUUUGAUAAAAAUCUGGCAUUAUUUCCACAUAAGGGGAAGCAGUUUAAGUACAUGUUUUGACCAAAUUUAACCAUCACCUCCUGCUUUGACUGAGCCAGUGAGAAAAUAUUCUGGGAUCAAAACAAACAUGGAAAGAAAGACUAGUCUUUGCAUGCACAGCAGAAAAGAUGUCUGUGAAUUUGAGGAUAUUUACUAUCCUAGUUCUUCUCUAAACAAGUUGUUUCAUUUACAAAGCUAAAACUGUUUUCUCUUGCUUGAGAGUGGAGAUCCAUGAAAGGUGUUGCUGUAAAAGCAUUACAUAACAAGGAACUCAAAUGUCUUUGGAGAUUAGUCUUACACCUUCUCUUCAUCGGUUUUUCUCUUCCAGGUCCUUGGGGGUGGUGAUAUGGGAGCUGUUUGAGUUUGGGUCUCAGCCCCACAGACAUCUGAGUGAUGAAGAAGUGCUGACCUUCGUCAUUCGGGAGAGACAGAUCACUCUGGCCCAGCCCAGACUUAAGCUUUCUCAUGCAGACUACUGGUCAGUACCCAUCCAAGUGUAUAAUGCAGAAAUGAUGGUGAUCUAAAGAAAAAGGAAUCAAGUCCUCAUUGUGUCUCUCCAAACUGACCUUCCCGUCUUUCUCCCUUGUCUGCAGGUAUGAGAUCAUGCAGUCCUGCUGGUUACCUCCAUCUCAACGCCCCUCUGUUGCAGAAAUAUUCCUCCUCCUCUCCUCCCUCUUGGCUGCUGAGCGAGGAAUGGCGAGAGGGAGUGUUGGGGAAGAAGAUGAAGAGGACGAGGAGUAUGAGGAUGGCAGAGGAAGAAGAGGGGAGAGUGAGGAGUCGUUUGAAAGACGCUGGGACUUACUUCGUCCACCUGCAUUUCAGACUGCAGCAAAUGAGCGACUCAGGGAGAGAGACUAUGGAAGGGACGACAGAGACAACUCUUACCCCCUGCUGGACCCUGUGGGGAACUGUAUCACCCCCACCUCCUCUGAAUUGGAUGACAUCCUAACAGUCACUGAAACCAGCAAAGGCUUGAACUUUGAGUAUUUCUGGGAGAAAGCUCACGCCAGACGAGGUUACAAACCUCUUCCUCCCCCUCAGCCGAUCCCAACUGUCAACAAUAACCACAGACAGUCUUUGGACACACCCACUGUGGUCCCAGUGAUAAGUGCUCGCAGCCCUUCCCUCGCUAGUGAGUACUACAUCAGACUAGAGGAGCACACUCCCCAGGACAAGUCGCCAACCCUUAAAGGAAAGACCCAGUCAUCUUUCCGCUCGGACUCGAUGUGCCAUGGAGAUCUGGAGCUGGUGGAGAUUCGUAGUGGACUGCUUGGAAAGGAGCGAGUCCCUUAUUGUUCCUCUGAGAAGUGUGGGAAGGGCCUCCAGACUGUCAAAUCAAGUGAGGUUCAACUCCAAGUGCCAAACACAGGUGUGGCUGAGUUCAGAGACACUUCGAGUAGAGUGACCGACUUCUCCAUAGUGGAUUUAGGAGAUGAUGAUGAAGAGGAGAGGAAGAAGAGCAGCGAUGCUGAUAAAAAAGCGUCGAGUUCCCAAGCCCCAGUCCUCCCUCCUAAGCCCCGCUCCAUGUCAAUGUCAUCAGCCAACCACCUUCACUCACGCCCCCUUCCCGCCCCUCCGCUGGGAUACAGAGGACUGCCUCACUACACUGUCGGUGGAAAAAUUGAAACAGACCCGCAUCAUAUGAGCAGCUGCCCACCCUCCACCUUCGACCACCUGGGGCUCCACAGGGCCCGACAGACUCUUCCCCCAUCCCCUUCUCUCUCCCCCUCUCUUCCCCCAUCGAGCCAUCCUAUCUACCCCCAACCCCCCCAAAUGUGUCCCCCACCUCUUCCCCCCCACUCCAAACCACAAAGAAGCUGCCCCAGCUACAACACAGCAGAGACUUAUUCCAGAUACAGUAAGCCGCAGAUGCAGAGAUGUCAUAGAGACCCGCUCUCCUGUGACUUGUCUGACAGAGAGGGGGGUACCAGGCCCUCAGUAUCAUUGCACAAUUCUAGGGAGACCUCUCACUGUCGCGUGAAAGACUUUGAGUCCCCGAUUCGUCGAGAAAACCCACUGCGCCCCAUUUAUCGCAAUUUGCCCCGCCCCCAGCCAACAAACCCCCAGAUUGAAAGACAGUCCUCAUCCAGUCCCACCUACUCGGAUGAGGAUGACUCUCCCUUUAUGUCCCCUGAGAGACAAAGCGGCGGGACUACUGUCACUCACUCUAGCCUAUCUGAAGAUGCAGACCCAGCCUGUGCAGAGCUCUUCUCCAGGGGGAUGAAAAGGACUCAGUCACGCCUCGACACCAUCCUGCCCACUAUUUGGAGAGAAGAUGCUGAACUUCAAGCAGAACGCGUUGCAGCUGCCAAGAAAUCCCCUAUGCAUCUGUUCCUGACUGAGAUAUCCAGUGUGACAGAAUCCAGUGAGUCCAAGAAGGACUCCUCAUGGGAAGGAGAGAAGGUGGAGAAAAGAGAUGGAGAGAGAUGGGGGAACUUUCUCCUCCCUAACAGAGGCAUGCGCCGCUCCCAGUCGCUGAUCACAGAGUUGGGGUCUGCAACUCAUUCAUGGGGGCCAGAAAAACACAACAACACAGGAGCGAAGGAGGAAAAUCCAGGCACCACAGAAUCAUUCCAGGGGGAUCUUUUCCUCACAGAGAUCGACACAGGAAGGAUGGAAACAGAUCUAGAGGGAGGAUCAGAGCCUGAUCCAGUCAAAUACCUCUAUCCAGCAGGAUCCAGACUACGCCCCUAUGUCUGUGCCCCGGGCCUUCCCUCGUACACAGAGGCCGAAGAGGCCUAUUCAAAGGGUAUAAGGAGGUCCCGCUCUCUCCUCUCUGAGAUCACCAUUGGGAAGCAGGAGUCAGAAGUGCAGCAGCCUGAGAAGGAGCCCCGAAAGACAGAAAUGACCAGGGAGGAGUUCCUGAAGGAGAUCCAAUCAGCAGAGACCUUCUUGACCGAAAUCAUAUCAAGACAAAAUGCUGCUGCCAACAAAAAGGAGGCAGACUCCUCUUACUCCCCUACUCCUCUGUCUCCUGAAUACGAGUCCAUAUGCAUCGACCCAAACUCUGCUCAGACCAUCAGGUUUCAGUCAGAGAGCUCCAUACGAGCAUCCAGCAAAGGGAAAAGUGACACUCAAACUGAAGCAAUCUAUGCCCAAGUGACCAAGCGUGCUAAAAAGAGUGAGAUCAAGGUAUCCAUGAGACCUGGGAUCCCGAUCCUUCAUAUAGGAUCGAACAAAGAGUCUCAAAAAGCUGACAGCGAUGCAGACCACUGCCAAUCCAGCGAGUAUGUGUUUUCAGAGAUCAUGCCCAAAAAUGGUCUCCUACACAACCAAUCACUCGAUCGUCAAAAAGAGGAGGAGGAGUGUGCAGAUGGUCCAGCUCUACCUGCCAGAGGAGAGCAUCCAGACCUCCUCGAGCACUCUCCGACCAAAUCCACAGAGAGAGUUAAUGAAUCCAACACUGUGCUACUCCACGACAACAAAUCCUUGAUAACAGAUGAAACAGGCUCUCAAAAGCCUGCUGUCAUAGGAAACGGUGAGAUAAUGAAAGAUCUGCAGGCCAGCAGCCCUAAAAGAGAUGACCAGACAUGUGAAAUGACAGGUAGUACGUUAUAUGAUAAUGACAAAGAAAAGCACCUAAAUAACAAGAGAGAUUUCGCAGUAGAGUCCAAGCACAUCACAGCAUCUAAUGACUUGCAGAAUGCCAAAAAUCUUGGUUGUCAAAAUGAUAACAAAAGCUUUGCAGAGAUGAAAAGAGAAAAUUUACAGACACACAAUGAUGCAAAACACAGUCACAGCGUCCAAAAAGCAGCUACUCCUGCUGCCACUCCAACCACUCCAGACUGGGACCCUUCAACUGAUGUUUCCCUCAUCACCCCCACUGACUCCGUCCUGUCACCUAUGACCUCCAGCUCAGCCGACUGCCUCACACCCAGCGACUCAUGGACAAGUACGGGAGGAGGAGGAGGAGUGGGAAACGGGGGUUGGCGAGCCCUGGGAAAUGAGACACCCCAUCGAGACUCUGCCUACUUCUCAGAUAGUGACUGGGAGGGCGAUCUGAUAAACCGAAGGAGCGGUGAUGGACUGGUGGCCUCGAGGCCGAGCAGCAGCCGAGGAGGGGAUCGGGGAACACUGACAGGGAUAGAGGAAAAAACUGAAGAGGAGGGAGAGAUGGGAGACAAGAGCCCUUUGAGAAAUAAUGUACAGGCGCUGGAUAAGAGGAGAGAAACAGUUGAAAAGACGACCAUUAAAAUAAGUGAUGAAACAAGUACUGUGAAUCAAAGCGGUCCAGAAAAUGCUGUAUCUCAUUUAGGCAACGACAAAGACGUUCUGAACAAAGGGCUGGAGUUAACACAGAGAGAUGAUUCAGGCAUUUUUCACAACGAAAGCUUAAACUCAGCGAUGCCUGGGGAUGAUCUGCAGGUCAAAGACUGCGUUGAUUUAAUUGAUAGGUUGUUCUCAGAUUUAGACGAUGAGAAAGGGCUCCCAAACUGCAGUGGGUAUAUUGACAACCACCACACAGAUGGAAUCAUCUUUAAAGUAGCAGAUUACAAAUAUCAAGACUCCAAAGAAAACGAUGUAAACCUUCAUUCUAGGACCCUCGCUCAGACUAAUACUUUGAUCGACUCUGUUUCUGGCAGCCAGUCAAAGGAUUGCGUGUCAAGGCCAAGAAAUAAUGAUUACACAAGCAUUACAAAGACAGAUAUCGAUCUCCUCUCUACGCUGGACUCCCACAAAUGUGGAAAUGACACUGUGGAAUCUGUGACACCAUCCCAAGCUGAUGACAAGGAGUCAAGAUUAUCUAAACUGCACUGCAUCCAAAGAGGUGGAGAGAUCCCGUUAAUAAUCGAGCCAUGUGAUGAUGGGAAGUCUGCCUCUGAUAAAGAGACCGACCUGAUGUGUCCUACUUGGGCUGUGGAGGUUGUUGAAGAGCUGGGGAGACAUGACGAAAGGCCCGGUAUAGAUCACAACGAGCUGGGCCUGAGAAACCUGCAUUGCUCAGAUGGCAGCGAGGGCAAACAUUUCACCACGGAGACGGAUAAACAGCUGGCUGCUGCAGAGCUGAGGAACGCCAUGAAGGAAAAGUCCCCUCUCAGAGCAGCAAAAAGCUGGAUGGAUUCUGCUAACAAUGUGGACGAAGACUCCUCUGAAGGUCUAGAGAUGAAGACCAGAGAGUUGUGGAGCACCAUGGAGAAGGAGGAGGAACAUACACAAGCUGGUGUUGUCAAAGGAGAGUUUGACUGCCACCGUUUUUCACAGUCAAGAGACCUGCACUUAUGGCCAGAUGAAAAUGACCAGUGGGCCUCUCCGGAGAGGAGGAGCCAGGACCCUGACCUCAGAUCUGAGUUUUUCUCUGGGUUCUGCAACAAGGCCUGGGAGGUAGGGGAGAGGCUCGUCGUUGGUCAGGAGUUUUGGGAGACUGAAGAAAAUGACGAGCUUGCAGGAAGUGAGCCUCACCCUGCGGUCUUGGAAGGCUGUGAAGAAACGUGGAACGAUGAAACACAAGGACUUAACUGUGGCGUCGCCAUUAAGGAAAAAUGGGACGUUACAGAAGAUAACCAGCACAUGGUCCAGCAGGAGGAAAACAUCGAGAACCUCGGGGAAACUGGCAGCUUUAACCAAAACCUGAAAAGAGACGCUGACAUAGAAAAUAAAGAAAUCCCAGAGCAAGAGACCUCGGAGCACAGAAAGAGACAAAUUUUGUCCUACACAGAGGCAGUCAGUGAAGGGGAAGGUCUAUCAGACUCCACAGAGACAGGGGAGAAUCAAAAUUUUAACAGAUGGCCUCAGGAUCACCUCUGCGACAUGCAAAAAGAGGAGCAAACAUCAGCUGAGCAUACUGACAACGGCACAAGUUCAAAUCAUGAGAACCACCUCAGUCACACUUCACAGAACAAAACAAGUACAUCUGUUUGCAUUAGUGAGGUUUCUGCUGUGAACUCUUUAGACCAGGAAAAUGAUGAAUCAGGCUUAGACUCAGAGGCAGGGAGAAGAGCAUGGCCAGCUAAGCAGCAGUGCACAGAAGAUAGAGUAAGCAUUAGGAGUGUCGAGGGGGAUUACAGAGAAAUGCCUCUUUCCUCCAAUCCCAGCUCUUGUCCAAGUGACCUUGAUGUGCAGGAGGAGGUAGAUCAUUCAGAUCCUCUGGUAGACAAUUUCAGCUCAGUGGAUUUUCCAAGUCCUCCACCGAGCAUAGACCUUGAUGUGCAGGAUGAUAAAUUGGAGAGUUUAGACGACUCUUUUCCUAGUCCACCUCCAUCUGUUACAGAGUCAGAGGAGUUUAUUAGUCACAUUAAUCUGGAAGACUUUAUUGCUCCUACCGAGGCAGAGCCGUGUAUUUCUCCUGCUCACGACCCACAAAUCUCAGAUUCACCUGCUUUAACUCAGAGUGCAGGGAUCUCAGCCAAUCUCAGCCUCUCUUGUGAGCAUGUAACAGUGGAUGAUGAUAGCAACCGUGCAUCAAACACAAAGAGGCAGGAUGAACAAAAUGAACUGAUGCAGGAAACUUCAUCUGCCAACUCAUCUUUACCCCAAGUUCCUCUCAACAAUCUCCCAGAAUUACUCAUUUCUGAAUGGAAAGAUUUGGAUGAGGAGCCCUUGGAGGAUUUUGAAAAAUUGGAGCAACUUUGUUGCAUAUCUGGAGAUGAGGAUGACUCUCUAGGUGACCUUUUUCUGGGGAAUUUGGAGCUCCUCGAGUCUUUAAAGAAAACACCUGAUCAGAAAAUUGCUAGUGUAGCUGAAAAUGAUACAACUGAGGAGGUAUGUUUUGCCUCUACUCCCGAGGGGGGUGUGAUGGAUUUGACAGAGGACAGAAUGUCCGAUAACUCUGAUAAAUUGGCAGAGCCUGUGCCAGAUGUCAUCCUGGAUUCACAGAACAAACUGUCUCCUCAAGAGGAAAGGAAUGGAGGCCAGAGACCUCCUGUACAAGCAUCGGAAGUCAAAGACCAGGGAUCUCUCUCCAAGUUGACAACAAAGAAUGGCCUCAUGAUGCAGGUGGGCAGAUUUUUGGGACCUGUUGUGAGAUUGCUUUUUUAUCAUCUUUCUCAGUUUAUUUACCACCUUUUGUUGUUUUGCUCCGUGGUUUCAGGUGUGUGAAGAGAGGCUGCAGUUUUCCCUCAGUGAAAAUGUGAAAACAAAUGUGCUUUGGGGAACAACUGUUAAAGACACGGUGACACUUCGGCCCUGGGGGGAGCAGAUCACAGAAAAUAGCAGCGAGCUGGUUCCUGUGGAAGAACAAAAGGAGAGUGAAAGGUAAAAAAAAUGUUCUUACUGUGAAAUAAUUUUUGGGAUAACAUAACAGAGAUCAUGUUAUAAGGAUCUAUCAAUCCACAAGAAAACUGGUUAAAGUCCCACUCCGAUUUUUAUUAAUUUUUUUACUACAUCAAGAGUUCUCAGUGGUCUUUCAUAUUUUAAUUUGUCUGUUUAUCUGUACUUUUUUUUGUUACAGCCACAAGGAGCAAGAAAGUUCACCAACCAAGCAGGCGAACGCUGAGUCUGAUGAUACUAAAGCUGAGCCUUUCACUGUGAUUGAACAACCUGAGGUCACAACCCCUCAGCCCACCACAAACCAGGCUAUGAAAGGUGCCCAGAUCUAGCUCAUAUCGUUAACAGUCUGUGAUCAUGAUAAACAAACUGCGGGAAAUUAUCUGUGUUGAGUUUUGCAUUAUGAAUACAGUAAGACACAUACAGAAUUGAACUGAAUACAAAUGAAACAAACACUCCAGCUCAAAACAACAGACACUGUACGUGUGUGUUUUUAUCUGGGAUAAUAUUUAGUGAGACAUCAUCUAGUGUAAUGAAAUCUACACUGUAGGUCUGAACUGCAUGUAAAGUCCCUCAUGCUUUUGUUUUCCCUCACACAGCAAAACUUGCUCGCCUCUCUCUCGCUCUUCCUCCUCUCGCUCUGACUCUCCCCCUCACCACGUCUGGUAAAGGGGGGUUUGGGGAUGGAUCGAUUGGGAGUCGGAUUGGAAGACGGAGAGGCCUGUCUACGGGAAGCGACCAAGAUGAGGAGGAGGAGGAUGAACCGGAAGAUGAAAGUUCUCGGAGAGUGAUUGUUGUCACGGAAACAGAUGUAGACAAACGUGUGGGGCUGAGGAGUCUGCUGAAGUCACCGAAGGAGCCGAUGGACAGAGAGAGGGAUAGAGGGAGAAAUGUGUCCUUUUUUGAUGAUGUCACAAUUUAUCUAUUUGAUCAGGUAUUUUCAAGACUUUUAUGACUAACUUAUGAUCGAUUAUGUCGGUAAUAUCUAAAGUACCUAUGACUUUUAUGUCUCAAUUUAACAGGAGACUCCAACAAAUGAGUUGAGCACUUCAGCGCCCACUACUCCAGCCCCAGUGUCCGUCAAAAGUACCAAGCUGGAUUUACGUGGUAAGAUAAAACAUCCCACCUCCAGAGGACAGUGACGUGUUUGCACUAACUAGCAGUAUGGCUAUGUGAACGUCAAUAUCAGUCAGGCUAUCAGCUGGUCUUGUGGAAAACUUGCCAAUAGGUUUUGUUUAACCAGUCACCACAUGGCAAAUUUGACAGAUUUACCUCUUGAACUCCUCAUUGAGGUUAAACUAUUGACACAUCCAUCAGGACUUGCUAUAUUGAUCAAUCCAGCUCAUGCUAGCAUGCUACCCUGCCUACUGAAAAGCUCUUUUCUCAUUAUGUGUAUGCAACAGUGCUCAAAGGAAGCUCCGCCGUUAUCACGUCUCUGUACUUUCAUGGUGCUCGCAGUGUCGGUUUCCCAGUGUGUAAUUUCACAUUGUGUUACAGCGAUGCAUAAGCACAGGAGGUGAACACAGCAGGAGUCCCACAUACACAUGCAAACGUACACAUCAGACCUGCUCCGCUCACAGUGACCCCAUCUGGCUUCUAUAACACCUCUGUGACUUCCUCCAAUACUGGCACAGACUCUGCAACACUUCUGCAGCAGAAGACAAGAACUUAGGGGCUUGAAUAUCAUUAUCAUCACCAUUAACUGAAUAGGGCUCAAGAUGCUGGGUUAUACCUGUUCAGAGUAUCAUAAAACACAUAACAGUGGGCUAAUGAUUUCUCACUCUCACAUGUUUCUCAUAAAGCUCACAUUUAGGAAGGGCCUGUUUAGAGUCAUUGAAUAGUGAUUGCAGUGGCCUCAUAGUGGUAAACAAUAACUACAAACUAAUUUGACUGUCUAGAGUGUCUUGGGGGAGGGAAAUAGACAGUGUAUGCAGUGGAUGCAGGAUGAGUUAUCAACCUUUUUUUUUUUCAGAAAAACUCAAGUAUAGCCUCAAGAAGGCUUACCAACAACUUCUUAUUGCUGUAUCAGACACAGAGUUGUAAUUGGCAGCGAGCCAAAGACAUCCUCAAGUUCACCUGCAUUAAGUCUGUUUCUGUCUUCACCUUGAGCAGGAGAAUGAUGUCACAGAUUCCUGCAGUCUCUAACUCAUCCCCGCCCACUUAAAUGAAAAACUCUAAUUUCAACCAUCUCCUCUCCAAAUAUGCAGCCAGAAUUAAUCUUCUAUAAUUAUCCCUCUCGACACUCUGACAUGUGGAACGGAGCAGAGACAUAAAUCCUGUGCUCAACAAUGCCGGCCUAAGCUGUGUUCCCCAACACAUUUUCACUCGCUCUCUUGACUUCCUCUCUCCAUCUUGUACUCUGAUCACCUCAUUUCACAGAAUAAUGAAAGUUUGAGUUCAGAGUUUCCUUUAGGCUGUAAACACACAAAUACACACACACACUGACACAGUUGCAGAAACACCAAAAUUAGAUGCUUUUGUGAUCUUUCAUUGCCUUUAGAGUUGAAACUUCAGAGUCCUGUGAGAAGAUGCUGUUUUCUUUUUGAGUUAUUUUUAACCAAACUCUUUUUUUGUAUUGCAUCAGUAUGAUUAUAUUAAUAGAUGAGGAUUGUUAGUUUAUUUCCCAACUUGUAUUUGGCUUGUUGCUAAAAUCUCACAGUAUGUGUUAGCAGUUUUGAAGCCACAUGUGUAUCAGUCAUAAAUGGACCUUGGGGCACAGACAUUUUGAAUGCUCCCAGUUUUACCUGUCACAGAGAGACACAAUACUGAUGGUUGGAAAACUAAACCUCAGCAUGAGUUUGUGUGUCACACUAGAUAUGAAGCGGUAGUCCUGAUUGUUGCACUGUCUCUUAGUGUAGUUGGAUUUAGUAUUGCAUUAGCUUUAAUUUUCUGUGCAGCUGUAAUAAAAAGGAAGUGAUUAUGAAAGAUAUCCAAUAUGAUACAAUUAAACAGAUGCUCAACAUAAAUUAUUUUGGUAACGCUUUCUGUUACGGUCGACUUAUUAACAGGUAAUUAACAGGUAAUUACCUAGUAACAACAUGAAAUUAUCUAGUAAUUACAUGAUAACUACUAAGUCAAUACUAGUCUAGCUACCAGGUAGGUAACCUUCCAUCAUCAUAUAGAUUUGAAGCUGAAUUGCUCUGGUAUUUCCAGAAUUUUCUCCGCUUCCUGGAACCACCACUUGCGCAGUAGCAUUGGCGGGUGAGUCGCUGUGAUAAUGCUCGGCUCAAACAGCGUAUCGCUACGCAAUCUUCGCACGCCCAUAGGCUGUAUCAAGUGUCAAUCAUAGAAAAUAAGAACCCCAAAUAGCUUUUGAAAAUGGAGCUGCACAGAAAAAAGAAAAAAAGAAAAACUAGACAGUAUUGAGUUAGUUGUUACUAGGUAAUUACCUGUUAAUUACCUGGUAAUAAGUGUACCGUAAAAGAAAGCGUUACCACUAUUUCUUAUACUAGAAAGUGUAACCAGUACAUACAGUAGAUCUGUGGUUCCUACGAGAUAUUCUUACUGUCACUUCAAUCAGAUGCUUUUUCCCAGUGUUCCCUUAACCCUGUGAACCCAAGUUUUUGAUGUAUGACCACAUCGAAAGGACAAGUGCCAGACUUUCCCACACAAGGCUGUGUACUCAAUUGUCUUUUUUCUCUCUACCAGGGUCAAACAUCAAGAGCAAAGACUCAAAGAGAAAAGAGGAUUUAUCAAUCAAACCAAGGUCGCCUAUGGGGGCAAAUCCAGUGACAUCAUCCCGUUUCACUGUCAGCCCUGCCAACGACCCCCACUUGGUGUGAUGUUAAAUGUCAACACGGGGACCUUUAGCGUCGAACCCUCUAGGACUUGGACUUGAUCCCAACAACCAGCCAUCCACCCAGAGGCUAUUUUUUUAUUGAUGAGGCAACUGAAAGAACGAGACUCCCGAUCUAAAAGCUGGACACAUUCCAGGUUUUACCAGCGACAGGAUUUUGUGUGACAGAGGUUGUUCUGCUCCUGCCUGCAUCUAUUUACAGAGUUUAUUCAUAGCCGGGGUACAGAAGUCUUUGGAAAUAAAAAAAAAACGGCAUAUGUUAGGAGAGGAGGAGCCUGGAGCUUUGUAAAAUCAGAAACAGAUCUGACAGCUAUGCAGUGGGAGUCUUGCUGUGUACCAGCUAACCUUCUCUUUUUCUGCGUCAUUUUCUCGUAUCGUUCCCCAGAUGAGCAGGGAUGCACUUUGGUUGGUCAUUAAUCAGUCUAUGUAAACUCUUGGAUUCCAGUCCUCUCUUUACUACAGAUGUUUUUCAUUGCAGUCGGCGGUCAGUUGUUCAUGUAGACAGCAGUUUGGAACAGAAAUCACUUGGCUUCUGUAUUUGAGAAUACUCAUAUGCAUUUGUACAAAUACCAUGAGACAAGUGUAUACAAUAUCAUUUUAGAGCUGUUUACUUUAGAUGUAUUCUUAGACUGCACGAAAAAUUAAACGAGCUAUGCUUCUUUACUUUUUAAUUCUGAAGAACUAUAUUACUUUAUAACUAGCAUUUUAUAUUGGUUAUAUUAUUUUAUUCAUGUAAAGCCAAUUCCAUGCGAUAUUUUAUUACAUCUUUAUUUAUUCCCUAAUUUAUUUAUUAUUUUUUAAUUUAUUUAUUUGCUUCUCUCUAGUUAACACAAAUAUAUACUUAGCUAUAAUUUGUUUGGGGCAGAAUGCAUCUAAGUUAUACCUUAUCUAAGAUCUUCAUAACAAAUAAAUCAAAAUAUUUUCCCAAACGUCUUAAUUGCUAAAAAAAAGUAUUUUGUAUAAUUUUACUUGUUAAUAUAUGCCAAUCUGUAUGGAACUAUGUCCUGUAAUGUGUCAUUUUUUCCAAUGUCUAUGAAUUUUUAGCCGUCUUGUCAUUUUUUUCCUUGUUUAAGGACAGUUAAUGUAGCUUAGCAUGAAAAACCGAAGCCUUUCAUCAGUAAAUAACUCCAUUUGUUAGUGUAUCUCUUCAUUUUUCCCAUUUUCUACUAAUAAGAGCCCAUCAUGCAGUUCAGGUCCAACUAGUCGAUUUGUUUAGUCUGUUUAAAUGUUGGUUUAAAACCUGUAUUGUUUAAAGAAUGGUUUUCAAGGGAUAAUGUACAGAUGAGGGGAAAUAAAAACUUCAAAAUGUGGA
Molecule: messenger RNA, 20957 nt
Organism: Xyrichtys novacula (pearly razorfish)
Lineage: Eukaryota; Metazoa; Chordata; Actinopteri; Labriformes; Labridae
Source: the annotation of a GenBank genome assembly